Messenger RNA from Contarinia nasturtii (swede midge), 1571 nucleotides. RefSeq lists its product as uncharacterized. The transcript is spliced from 3 exons. The coding region runs from base 474 to 965 and encodes 163 amino acids. The record is from RefSeq and is a predicted model, not a curated record. NCBI's taxonomy places the organism in Eukaryota, Metazoa, Arthropoda, Insecta, Diptera, Cecidomyiidae.
GUCAAUGCGGCUAUCCUAACUAUCAGUGUUUGCUGUAUAUGUGAUGGUUGUGUUAUUGUAUUCCGUGACAUAAACACACUGAAUGAAAACCAAAACACACAUCGUAACCAUUGAAAAUAGACGUAAAAAGGGCAGCUACCAAAAAAAAAAACAAACACAAAAUCUGCGCAGUUUCUUGGUCAACCGUCCGGUUCAAAAUAGAGUUAAAUAUCGUGUGAAAAUCUAGUGCAUACUGAGAGAAGAGUGAAUCAAUGCAAUAAAAUUAUAUCACUUAAAUUCAAAUUGCAUCUUUUUGUUGCUGCAAAUGUAAAACUGUCCGGAGUCAAUUUUAACUAGAUCGCGAUAUUUUAUCUUGAAUGCAAACGAUUUAUUCUAUCAAAGAUCUGUUUUAUUUGCUCGCUUGUGAAACGCGAUAAGAAACUGAAAUUUUAUCACUCACUGAAAAUAAAAAAAAAACACCCACUGAAGGCAGAAUGACGAAAAAAUUGGAUUCGGUGCGUCGGUCGCUAUUCCGAGAGUUUGAAUCUGAAGAUGAUUCAUUGGAAAAAUUGUGCAACGAUCAAAAGAAAAUAUCACGCAUUUCAAUCAAACUGAAUAGCAGACUCAUCGCAAGCGUUUUAUUAAUAACGGUGGCCAUCGCAGCAAUCAGUAACAAGGUAAUACAGACGUUAUUGAAAGACAUGUCUUCCGAAUUGUAUGGCAAAAUUAAUUCGAGCCGUGAAUGGACACAAACAAACUACACAUAUCUCAUGGAGCCGUUACUAUUUGCAAUCUUGAUCAGUAUUUUCACAAUGACCAUCAUUUACUUUGACAGUGAUGUGCCUGGUGUUUGUCCACCAACACCAUUCUCACCUCGCAAAGCCAGACAAAUUCGAUAUUACACGCACAAAGAGAAAACAAGCCACUUGAGCUUCUGGAUAUCGAUUGCAAGUGGAGUUGUCACCUUCUUUUUGUUGUAUUUAUAAGUCUUCGUUAAUCUAAGUUGACGGCAGUCUGAAAAGUGUCCACCAUUUUCCCCAUCGAACGAAUAGUGUGUAAAAAGUCACUUAAUUUACUAUUUCAUUUAAAAUAUUAGUUUGUAUUUUGUUUAUCGGACAAAUGAAGUAAGAUCCAUUCAUAAGUUUCAUAUUGUUUGUUAAGUUACAGAAAACAUGAUAGUAUUAAUAACCAAAAACGGGCGUUAUUUGACGUGUGUAGAAUUAUUUUAUCGAAGAGAUAAAACAAAUGUAGAAUUAAAACAAUAGCAUACGUGCUUAUUGCAGGGAUUAAUCAAAGUGAACACAUCACAUUUUCAGCUAAAUUCACUUCAUCCAUCUGAACGCAAACAUCACUUUCUUUUUAUCAAUUAUUUGGAUAUAUAUUUUGUUAAAUGUUUGUGCCUUUCUCAAAUCAUCACAUAUUUACCAUGAAAUUUGCAUUUUUUGUCGAGAAAAUACCCGAACAUCACCGCGUAUUGAUCAAAGUUCUCAAUUUCAUACCAUUUAAUUUAAUUUAACUUGUAUUGUUUAAAUUAGAUUUAAGUGGAUAUUAUUUUACACAAGACAAAUUUAAAUAAAUUAGUUUCAAAUAAA